This is a messenger RNA of Chanos chanos (milkfish), 834 nucleotides long. RefSeq names its product hepcidin antimicrobial peptide (gene hamp). Gene Ontology annotation, biological process: defense response to bacterium; intracellular iron ion homeostasis. Gene Ontology annotation, cellular component: extracellular region. The transcript has 3 exons. The record is from RefSeq and is a predicted model, not a curated record. NCBI's taxonomy places the organism in Eukaryota, Metazoa, Chordata, Actinopteri, Gonorynchiformes, Chanidae. The coding region runs from base 245 to 505 and encodes 86 amino acids.
CCCUCAGUCAGUCAGCAGUCAAACAGGAAUGCAGAGAAGACCCAGAACAAAACAAACAAGACUGAUUUUCAGCACCUGAGAGAGACUAUCGUGAAGAACCGGGGCAACAACAGACCUCAAGGACAGAUCACCAUCACCCUUGCAGAAAAACGGCAUUCAGUCUCCAGAAAAAACAAACAAACAAACAAACUCUGAAAGCGCUCAAUCAGGACUGGAAACUCACAGCAUCCUAACAUCAACAAAAAUGAAGUACAUUAGUGUGUGUGUUGCUGCCACAGUUAUCAUUGCUUGCCUUUGUAUCUUGGAGACAUCAGCUGUUCCUCUCUCUGAGACACAGUCGGGUGAACCAAGCAACAAUGAGGCCCUGCCUGAGAUGGAAUUAACUGAGCGUUCAAUGGAGCGCCCUGUGUACUUCAGAGCGAAGCGUCACAGCCAUCUCUCUCUUUGCCGGUACUGUUGCAACUGCUGCCGUAACAAGGGCUGUGGAUUCUGCUGCAAAUUCUAACUCCUUGGAACAAUCCUACGUGGGACCAGGCCUGAAAGUAUUAAUUUAUUCAUGUCUUCUGACUCUACUAUCUGAUUCUUCUCUUGGUUCAAACUUGGACCAUUCUUGCGUGGAUAUUACACACCACAUCAAGGCGUGAAAAAACGUCUGAUAGCAUAUUUAUGUUCAUAUUAGCCUUGAGGUAAUUUCUGUAUUAAAAGUCUUUUUUUUUUGUAUUUAUGUUGGAAAUCAUAUGGUUUUUACAUGAACUCUUCCUUUUUAUAAAUAUGUAAAAUCUUUGUGUAAAUGGAAUGCAUGUGAGAUUUUUAAUAAAAAAAAAAUUUAACGAA